Molecule: messenger RNA, 875 nt
Organism: Cucumis sativus (cucumber)
Lineage: Eukaryota; Viridiplantae; Streptophyta; Magnoliopsida; Cucurbitales; Cucurbitaceae
Product: NDR1/HIN1-like protein 10
Exons: 1
Coding region: 82-750 (222 amino acids)
Biological process (GO): defense response to other organism
Source: RefSeq, a predicted model, not a curated record
CAUUUCAUUUUAUUAUUACUUCACUUCCCUAUUCUUUCGUCUCUCAUUUUUCACCAAACAUACACACAGAUAUACAUAUAUAUGGCCGACAAACAACCCCAUCUCAACGGCGCCUUCUACGGCCCUGCCGUCCCUCCUCCUCCAAAGACCUACCACCAUCAUGCUCACCGCCGUGGCUGCGCCUGUUGCCUUCUCACCACCUUUCUCAAGCUCCUCGUCACCAUUGUCGUUGUGGUCGGUAUAGCAGUUUUGAUAUUAUGGUUCCUAUUCCGUCCCCAUAAACUCACCUUCGACGUCACUGACGCCGAACUAACCCGCUUCAACAUCUCCGGCAACCAACUCCAUUACAACCUGGCUUUAAACCUCACUAUCCGAAACCCCAACAAGCGAAUUGGGGUGUAUUAUGAUGUCAUCGAAGCUUCCCCAUUUUAUAAAGACCAAAGGCUUAACACCCAGUGGCUACCGCCGUUCUACCAAGGCCACAAAACCACCACCGUUCUCAGCCCCCACUUCGACGGCCAGCAGAUCGUGUUUCUGGCCGGAGAUAAGCUUACUGAGUUCAACGGUGAGACACUUGCCGGCAUCUUCAACGUCGACCUGAGGUUUCGUCUCCAGCUGAGGUUGAAAGUCGGGGUGGUGAGGAUCGGGAAGUUUAAGCCGAAGGUUAACUGUGAAUUGAAGGUUCCAUUGAAAUCAAAUGCCAACUCUUUUACUUUCUUGCAGGCCACUCGCUGUGACUUUGAUUUUUAAUUGGCCACUUCCGGGGUUUUGACUCAGUCAACUAUGUAGCAGAUUCUGUUGACUGAAUAAAAUCAUUAUUUUAUUUUUAUUGUUUUUGUUUUUAACCUUAAUAAUACCAUUCAUUUCUUUUUUGC